CUGUUACGGCUAACAUUAGCUUGUUACCUUUACAAGUCAAAAUGUAUCGACUAAGUUUGUUGCUUGUAUGCGCAUGCGCCCUCGUGGGUGCAUCCCACAUCAACAGCUUGGGCAAGCCCUACUACCCAUUAGAAGAAGCUGAAAUACAUUUUGAGGCAUUCAUUGAAAAGUUCAGUCGAAACUAUUCCACCGAAGAUGAGAAGAAAAUGAGAUUCGAAAUAUUCAAGCAGAAACUUGAAAUUAUAAAUGAGAAUAAUUUGGAUCCCUUGAGUAUGGCUAUAUUUGAUAUCACACAAUUUACCGAUCUCAGCGAUGAAGAAUUUACACAAAACUGGACUGGCUUGGUGUUAUCAUCGUCAGAACCUGAUAACUUGGUGAAUAUAUCUGGACCUGUUACAAUUAAGGAUUUACCAGACAGCUUUGAUUGGCGAGACCAAAAUGCUGUGACACCGGUCAAAAACCAAGGGAGUUGUGGAGCUUGUUAUGCUUUUGCUGUUAUCGGGUCGCUUGAAUCUUCCUAUGCACGAAAAUAUCAACGUAUAAGCCAAUUCUCUGAACAACAAAUAGUUGACUGUUGUAAUUGCGGCGAUUGCGUAAAAGGUGGUAACCCUACAGUUGCUCUGAAUUACCUACAGAAUAAUGGUGGUGUUGAAGGCGAAGAUGAUUAUCCUUACCAGACACAACAAAACACCUGUCAAUUUGAUGCUAGCAAAGUAAAAGCCACGGUCAGCCAAGUGGUACCCUACAAUUUGGAAAGUGAAGAAGCCUUGCGACAAGCCUUGUAUACGAAUGGACCAAUUGCUAUAGCUAUCAAUGUAAAACCUAUAGAGCAAUAUCGAGGAGGCAUAGUCAAGGGGUCUCAAUGUCCUGCCCUACCUUUAAACCAUGCUGUACUAUUAGUGGGCUACGGCACAGAAAACGGCGUGCCAUUCUGGAUUAUCAAAAAUUCCUGGGGUAUGUGGGGAGAACAAGGCUACCUUAGAAUCACACGUAAUGAGAACACCUGCGGCUUAUUGAACAAGGAAGCCGUUUCUGCCGUCGCAGGCUAAUACUCUGAAGAAGAAGUCAUUUGAAAGUGUCAAAAUCUACAGCCUAGGGAAUCUAUGGUCUUCUGAACGCCCAAUUAUUUGUAUGCAACAACAUAAAAUAAAAAUUGCAACUAGGAUGUGUUAAA
Molecule: messenger RNA, 1174 nt
Organism: Pectinophora gossypiella (pink bollworm)
Lineage: Eukaryota; Metazoa; Arthropoda; Insecta; Lepidoptera; Gelechiidae
Exons: 6
Coding region: 42-1049 (335 amino acids)
Cellular component (GO): lysosome
Molecular function (GO): cysteine-type endopeptidase activity
Source: RefSeq, a predicted model, not a curated record